Molecule: messenger RNA, 10325 nt
Organism: Dreissena polymorpha
Lineage: Eukaryota; Metazoa; Mollusca; Bivalvia; Myida; Dreissenidae
Exons: 19
Coding region: 225-3965 (1246 amino acids)
Molecular function (GO): protein binding
Source: RefSeq, a predicted model, not a curated record
UUCUUACUCAAUCCGCCGUUGUGUGUUCUAUAGCGUGUUACAAAAGGUUCGGCUAUUUAUACGAACAACCAAUUGUUGACGCUCUAAUUGUUUACUUACUAUAAUUCUGUUUCUGAUGGACUAACUACAUGUGUCAUUGAAACGUAAUUUAAUGGACCCUUCAAUGAUGUCGAAGUCCUGCUAUUUUUGGUAGUACAAACCAAUUCUGGACCACGCCGACCAUCAUGCCCGUGCCAAGUGUUUUGGGGGUCACGGUUGCUUUACUUAAUUUGGCUUCCAUGGCUCAUUCCAUGUUUUUCCCAGAUGAGCGUCUUAUCUUUCUACAAAGAGCAGUUGAUUUAAAAGCGUUGCAACCCCAUAGCCCGAAAGUAUGCACUUCUGACGACCUCACCCUAAAGUGUACGUACACAGGUCCCCUAGCUGACCUGACCCUAGUAAGCAGGGAAGACCCGGCACGGGAAAGGGCAAACUGGACCCAAAUGGGCCGGGAGGCCACUUACAUUUUGUCAAAUAUUUCUACUGAAGACAACAAUUUAAAUAUCUAUUGUUGCCAAGGAAAUUGUGAGGAAGGAACCAUUCUUGGAGUAGUUCUUCUACAUGUUUACAAUAACAUUCUGUCUGGAGCCCUGGAGCCAACAAAUGGUCAUGCAUGCAUAGGGGAGAACUUAACACUCACUUGUAGACUUAAUGACAGUCAAAAACCAUGCCUUGUCUACCUACAUGUAUACCCAAGUGAAAAAAUUAUUACCCAAUAUGAGUUGGUGGACAAAUAUUCGUACAAAUUUACAUUUGUCAAUGUAAGCAAACAAACGUUGGAAGUAAUAUGCAUGUGUGACUCGUGGCGAGUUACGAGGGACAGUGAUGAGUGGACUAUCAUUAAAGUUCUGUACACCCAGCCUAUACCUCUACAAGACUUCCAUUGUGAAGUCUACAACUACCAGGACAAUAUGACCUGUACAUGGAACCUGGGUCAGAAGUAUGAGCCUAAUCCGCCAGACAUUGAAUGCAAUUUUCGACUGCCUGAAUUGUCUGGUUCGUGGACCCCCUGCUUAGCAAACAAAGUGCCUGACAAUCUGGUCACAGUUGUUUUCAACUCAACACGGGCUGGGGACUUCAGCUUGAAACCUGUUGAAUUCAAUAUGACUGUUGCCUCAAAAUGUGGGAAAAACGUCUCUGGCUUGUACUCUGUGAUUACAAAGGACACAGUGCGCCCCGCCCCUGCUAAAGAUUUAGCGUCUGCGGUGAUCAACAGCACUUGCAUCGAGUGGAGUUAUAGGCAGGAUGCUAAUUAUCAUCGUCAAAAGAAGUACAACCUUACUGUCUCCAGUAGGUGGAAUGAUGAAAAGGUUUUCACAGGUUUAACUAAAGAGGAAAACAACAGUCUGGUGGUGUGUGACCUCCACCCAUUCACUGAAUACACAAUGACAGUACAGCUUCAUCCAGAAAACAAAGGGUACUGGAGCAGACCUAUGUCAAUCAGCAACACAACCCUCCAGAGUGUGCCAUCGUCAGGCCCAGAAGUGAUUCCCGGUAGUUGCUACUGGAAUCCACAAGACUGCAUACGCGGCAAUCACAGGGACCUCACUGUCUACUGGCAGGACAUACCAGAGAAUCACAAAAAUGGUGAAAUCACGUUUUUCACUGUGUCUUUAACUCCGUUGGGCGGUGGAGAUGUGAUUGUGGAGUCAGACAUUGCCUAUAGGGUCCGCCAGAAAAGUUUCUUGGGUCAGCGUGUGAGGUGUGAUUCUGACUAUGCUGUCUCUGUCAUCGCCUACACUAUAAUAGGACCCUCCCCUAUGAACAGCUACCCUAUUCAAAUUGCUAAAUAUGGCACAGAUUUACCACAACCAGAGUUCUGGGCAGAGAUUGUGAACCAAACUAAUGUGGUCAAUGGAACCCAAACAGUGGCCAUACAUUUGCCUCAGGUCUCCACUGGAGUGAAGGAGAAACUUAAAGUUCAGAGUUUCACUGUCUGUUACUGCCGAACAUCCAUGGGCAAUUGCCAGAGCAAUGUUCCUGUGACCUGCUUAUAUGCAGACGGCUCAGAAGACACAGUCAAUGUGACAGUUACAUUUCCAGAAGAUUACUUGUAUGGGGUAUCCAUGACAACGCCUUUAGGCAACAGCGGCUUGAUGUGGCAGAGUUGCGUGUACCUUCAGAAUGCAGUGCCUACCAAGGCCCCAUUGGAUGUGAUGGCUCGGACCGGAGCAGACGACAACACGAUAAUGGUUCUGUGGUCCCGGCUGCCGUGUGAAUCUGGUCAGCCGUACAUUGAUAGCUACACUAUCCAGUACUGCCCAGUGGAAAAGAGUGACAUGCCAUGCUCAGGCUCGUGCAAGCAACUGAGCGUGUCUGGUACUGACUCCAGCCACACAAUAGAGGAGUUGAUAAAGGACCAGACCUACUGCUUUACAGUGAUGGGUGUAACAUCAGAGAGGAUUCAGGGACCGGCCAGCAAGCCUGCCUUCGCUGUAGCCAAAAACAAAAACUUAAAGACGGGAGAAAUUGCAGGAAUAGUUGUAGGUGUACUGUUUGUACUGGUCAUGUUUGGCGGUGUCAUCUUUUUUGUCUCCAGCUGUAAAAAGCGAAUGAAGGCGUGGAAACUAAAGAAGAUGGAAGUUAAAAUGCCAGACAUACCAGCCUUUAAAGAAGAAUUCAAUACAGAAUAUGACGAUUUAGGAGACCAGUCAGAAGAAAAUGUUGAAUAUGAGAAUGAGCCUUCAACACCGUAUGUUGUAUUAGAAGACUUGGAUAAUGGGAAGAAGCCUGGUCUGCAGAGGCAAGUGAGCAAGGACAGUGGUGUGGAGGACCCUGAGAGCCCUAAGCCCCUGCCAGAGGGCUACUGUCGUGUAGCUUCCCCAGGGCUCCCACCCGUGCCAGAGCAUAGGGAGACGGAACCAAUGGCAGAGAAGCUCACAGUGGGUCAUUUGGAGAUGGGGCACAGAGCAAGUAGGAACCAGGCAGUAACAGUAGGUCGUGUUGAAAUGGGCUCGGGAAUUGGGUUUGCAAAAGAGGUCAAAGGUCAUGUGGGGAUUGGCCAGGCAGAGGGUGUUAAAACAGAGGAUGAAACACAACGGAAAGAGAUCAGCAUGCAUCCUGAGCAUUCUGACUCAGGAAUUGAUACCAGUAAGAGUAAUGCCAGUAACUGCAGACAGUUGGAUUCAAGCGGGGAAACUGAUUUGAAACAACUUGCUGGUCAUUUUGUUAGCUCUCAGUUAGCUCCAUUUAUCAGUAACAUACCAGUACCUGCAGCUGAAGCCGAUUACGCUUUUGAUUCUGGGGGACAAAAUCAGAAACGGAACAUACACAACUUGAAACUAAAUCUUGACGGAAGCAGUGGAUUUAAUCAGGCUUCCAAUCCAUGCAUGCCAAAUACUGAUUACGUAUUUGCAAUCAAUGGAGAAAUGACGCCCAUAACAUCAGAAUCCCCUCACGUAGCACCACUUCGAAUUGUUCCUAUGCCAAAUGAAUUUAAGGCCACAACUGAUCAACAACCGGACUCCAUCAUUCAAGAUAAUGAUAGCUUCAGUUUGGAAAUAGAUUCAAGCAGUUCUGCACCCCACUGGUCACAAAGUCAGUCAAACAAAGGCGAAAGUGAUUACAUGAAAGUAGUCACUGAUGGCUAUGUAACCAAUGGUAUAGACUUGAAAAAUGGAGACAAUGUCACUUCCAGUAAGAGUAACCCCAUCAACAACAAGGUUGGACUGACCGAUUAUGUCUCUACCACAGAUGGCCUCAUCAGCAGCAACCAGAACGAGGCAACAAGACAACGGCAGUCGUCUGGAUGUAGCGGUGGAUCAGACUCCACAGACUCAGGUGUGAACUCUGACAGGGCCAACCAGGGGUCACAACGGAGUUCUUUAUCGGACAGCGGAGAGGAAUCAAACUUUAAUCCUUUCACAGAAUUUCAGCCUGAUAAAAACGGUUAUGUGUUUGCAGUGCCACCAACAGUUGGAAUAAACUGAUUUGACAUCUUAUUUAUUUGUUAAUUCUUCCUGCCAUAACACAUAAGUCUCAUGUACAAAUAGCGGUAUGAAUAGUCUUUUUACAUUAUAGUGGCGUGUAAAUUAUACCCAUUUCCCUUACUUUAAUUUACUUAGUCACAAAUCAUGAAUAUUGGUACUUACAAACAAUGGUUCUUUUCCACUUUGUGACACAGGCGGAGAUUGGUUUCAAGGCUAUUUUGACAACCUGGACUAUGGUGACUCUUUUUUUUCAACUUUAGAUAGGUAUUUUAAUAUCUUUAAUAUUUAGACAUUAGUUUCUACAUUUUAUUGACUUCCCGACAUUGGUUACAUUAUAUUGACCAAUGUCUGGAUACCCAUGGUCACAAAUUGUAUUAUCUGGUUAGGUAUAGUCUAAUGUGUGUGUAUUAUAACAAUUAUUUACUUAUGCGUGCUUUCUUUAAUAUUCAAUUUUUUAUGUUGCAAAUAGAUUACAGGUGGUGGUGUGAAAUUUAAAUGUUUUAAUAUGGAUUAUUGGUGCAUUUUUUCUGAGCCAGUGUGUAGUAAAACAAAUGAUCUACUUAAGUGGGCUUCCCUUAACAUGCAAUGUAUGAUGUUGCAAAUAGAAUAAAGGCAGUGGUUUGGAAAGAACAAGUGUAUAUAUUGUUAAUUGGUGCAUUUUUUCUGAGCCAGUGUGUAAACAGUGGGAGGCAUUGAGUUUGUAUGUACCUGUGUGUGUAUGCAUUUGUCUAAUCAUGUCCAGGAAGCUUAUUGUUAAAUAAGGGAAAAUUGUCUCUAAAGAUCAAUGUUUGGAUAUAUCAGGUGGCAUGCAAUUAAAUCAAGGUCAAGGUACCUAGUUCAGAGGUCAUGUAAGCAUAAUACAAGUUUUAAUUACCUCACAUUUUUAUUUAUCAGACUAUUUCAAAUCAGUGAAGAUAUGCCAUGACAUGUGCAACACCUGCUUCUUGCUCAAUGGUUAAAUACUUUAAGGUAAAGGCACAAAGCGCCUUUUCCCUUUUUUUCAUUUCAUUAUGUUUCAUUCAUUUUAAAAUGAAUGGCCACUAAAGAUCUCCAUUUGGAGUAAGAAUUAAACUUCAUUAGUGUAUAUAGUUUGAUUAAAUUUACAAUAGAAUAUUUGUUAACAUGUUUAUAUUUGUUAAGAUCAUUUUAGAAAUUUUUUCAUAUAUGAACAUUAUUUUACAUAUAAAUGCUUUUUCUGCUAUUAUUUUAAGAAAAUACUUUUUUAAAUGACUUACUGUUUUAUAUAUAUAUAUGCACUUGUAUUUGUUGAGAUAUUAUUGAUUGAUAAUUAACAUAUGUUUGUCGUACAAUACUGUAUACGUUCAUGUGUAUGUAUGGUCUUGUUCAUGUAUUCAUUACUGUAUUAAUGUACAAAUGUAUAUGCAUGAGAAUGAUUCAUAUUAACCCUUUGCAUGCUGGGAAAUUUGUUGUCUGCUAAAAAGUUGUCUGCUGAAUUUCUAAAAUUAGCAUUUUCUUCGAUUUUUUUUCAAAGAAUACUAUCAGAAAAGCAAACAGUUUGGAUCCUGAUGAGACGCCACAAAACGUGGAUCCAAACUGUUUGCAAAGGCCUUCUAAUUUCGGUUCCAGCACUGAAAGAGUUAAUAAGCUGUUAAAGUAAUUGUUGGUUUUGCUAUUGUUGGGCCAGUUGUUUUACAAUCAAUUACGCUUUGUAUUGAUGAAUCAACCGUUUCUAUGAUAAAAAAUAUUCAAAAAUGAAAUAGUUAUAUUAUAUGAAGACUUCAAAGGUGUCAUGGUAUUGAUAAAAAAUAAGUAUAAAAACAUUUCAUCAUGAUAGCUAUUCUCCUAACAAACAAUAUGAUGGUACUAGUAGUUAAAAAUUUGAUUUAAAUGAAAUGUAAACGAAUGGACAUCAGGCACCAGCCAAAAAUGAUAAAUGUAAUUAAGUUUAGGAAUUUAGUUUUUUCUAAAGAAGAGAAUUUUAGAGCCUGGAUCAGUUCCCUAUGUUAAUCAUCCAUUCCACAAAAUAUGUUCGAGAAAAUGCCACUUUGACUUGGUGCAUAUGUCUUUUUGUAGGAAAUCAAGUUGAUUCACUCUAUAAAAGUCUGUUAAAUUUCAUGGAAGUUUGAACGUGAUAUUUUUUUCCUGGUGUGAAUCAUUAUAAUUGUUGAGUUUGUUGUUGUUGUUAUUUUGUAAGGACAUAAUUUUAUGAAUGAAAUUUAAUUUGGGAACAAAUUGUAAAAAUGUAUUAUUAGAUGCAUUAAAUAGGCACAUGUGAAAUGCGGUAAAUAAAUCAAUGAAUGUAGUUUGAAGAUUUGAUUAUUUGGAAUAGCCAUAAGAAAUAAUAUUGAUAAUUUAAAUGAUGGAAAAUACUAUACAAUCAUAGUGUUUAUGCAUUAUUUUCUCUGUUUCAAUUGUUUCCCUAAUUGUUAUGUUCUUGUAAAUAUAAUGAAAUGAAUAAAAAAAAAACAAGUAUUCAAGUAAUAGCUGCUUUUUUGUUUUACAAUUAAUAAUAUCUUUUCAACUAUGUUCAAUACUGUUUUGAUCUUAACUUUAUUGUUCUUAUUGCUUUAUCUGUACAGUCUUUUUUGUUGUUAUCAUUUCCUGCAAUACUAAAAUGUGUCUUAUAAAAUAUAACUUGUAGAUUUUAAAGUCUACUAUAUUGAUUGAUUUUGAAAAUGAUCUAAAUUCUAAUCUUAACUCAACACUGUCUCAUGAAGUGGUGAGGCAUUACAUAUUUUAUUACUCAACUGGAGUCAGAUUGUGCCAUAAAAACAUGUACAAAUUUAUAUAUUUUAUUUAUGUACAGUGUCAUAUGAUACUAUUUUACUUUGUGGUAUUCAACAUUCUAACACGACGUUUUCGAAAACAAAUAAAUACAUGUUAACAAAAAAUGCGUGACAUGUUAAUGUUACUUUUCAAAUAAAAUCUGGAAUUUUGACUUUUUGAGGAAGUGAGGAAGCAAGAACCAUUCCAAAUAAGUUAAUGCAAUAGGUCACUUCAGCUCGAUUGGUCAUUGUCGGCUUGGGUACUACUUAAAUGUACCUCGGGUACUCUUAAAAAGUAUACUUUAAUGUACACUGGGUACGGAAAAUAUACUAAAACGUACCCGGGGUACAUUUAAGUAGUACAAGGGACAAUGACCGAUCGAGCAUCACUUUAUAUAAGAUCAUCUUAAUCUGCUUGAAGUAGUUGAAUAUUGAUGAAGACCACUAUCAUAACCAUAAUUUCAUGUAUGUGGCUUCUUGUUAAGUUGUUAUAUUUUUAUUCUGCUCAUAGUAAUCCGAUACAUGUCCUACUACUAAUACUUGUCCUUUUGUUUUACUUAUACUAAGCGGCAUUUAAAAAGUAAUACAAGUAAUAAAGUGUAUAAUCGGCGAAAAAUACCUGUCUCAGCACGGACGUUGCCAUCUUGACGUCCUUAAGAUUAUCACGUGAAUACCCCAUCUGAUUUCUGCAGUCUUGUUUUGACAAAAUAUAUUGUUUUUGCAUGCCUUGUUAAACUUUUGUAGUCGCGGAAGUUGGAACUAUAUACUUUAUAAGGAGAGAAUGAAUUUGUGUUAACAGCAGAUGGUCUCUUAGUUAUCAUUUCUUUGUACACUACUUGAAGAGUUACACAACACUACUAAUAGUAAUAAAACAAUUGUCAAGAUAUAGUAUUUUAUAAUGUAGUUAAAUAUUUUGUUGAUAAUAUAUUAAACCUGCUUAUAUUAUAUUUGAGAUUUUUUUCCUAUUAGACGAAUUGUACGAUUUCAAGCUCAAAUGUUAAGAUUUAAUUGUUGAUUUCCUGAUUUCGUAAAACAUUAAACAUAAUUGAAACAGCUCAGGACGUUGUAGUCUCAAAAUGGUAUAGUUUAUGACCAAAUCAUACAUAUUUGAAACCAUAGGGAAUUAAAACGGUUUCGAACUUCAUUUUGAGUAUUGAAUAUGUAUAAUUAUUAUAUCUGCUUUACAAUCAUAUUUAAAUGGCUACUUAAUCUUGAUUUAUUGUUACUUCUUGUAAAUGUCCUGUUUCGCCAGUACAAGCAAAAUUUAUGUGAUAUUUUACGGACAUAUUGAUAAAAUAAUACCCAAUGUUCGAGUCAAGGACCAAGUUAUCUGUAAUAUUUUUUAACUGCAGUGUGUAUGUACAGCUCGUUAAAUAAUGCCCAUACAUCAUAUUGUUUGAUUUAAGUUUUGUGUUUAAAAAUAUUGUCCAUUUGCUUAUUUUUUGCUGUUCUCAGGCUUAUUAUCAUAAUGUUUAUUUCACUUGGGAUUUUGGAUUUUGUGUUAGGUAACUUCACCUAUGAAUAAUCGGACCUCAAAAAAAGCUCCCUUGAAAUGUUCAAAUUCUAUAUUUUAGCUCACCCGAGUACAAUGUGCUCAUGGUAAGCUUUUGUGAUCGCCGUUUGUCUGGGUUUUGCUGUGCAUCGUCAGGCGUUGUCUUCAACAUUUAUAUUAUGACUACCCGGUACUCUUCAUAAUCUUUAUCCAGUCAUCAUGAAGCUUGGUCACAACUUUUAGCCUAAUCCUAUCUUUGCCGAAUACCAAACUGGACAACGAUAGGUCAAAAACUAGUUCACAAGAUUACAUUAAAGAAGAGGCUUGUGAAUCCGAAGCAGUCACAUUUUAUGUCAACUCUCUUUGAAACUUUAUCACCACAUUUGUUCGAAUGAUAUCUUAAUUGAGUUUGAAAAUGGUUCCUGUCUGUUGAACAACACGUCCGCCAGGUGACGGACAGUUUUCAUUCAAUGUCUUGCGUGAAUCCUUAUGAACAGUCAACUCUCUAGGGGUCACAUAUGUUCUGUCAAAUCUUCAUAAACACUUGUUGAAAACAUGUGUUCUAAUAUAUCUCAACCAAAUUCAAAAUGGCUCUGGUCCGUUUUAAAAUAUGGCCGCCCUGUAUGAAACCUUAUAAACACCCAAGAAGUCAUAUUUUGUGUCUAAUCCUAAUCAAAUUUGCUCAGAAUAUUUGUUAUAAUGAUGUGUCGGUUGAGUUCGAAAAUGGUUCUGGUCUGUGAAAAAAUGGCUGCCAGAGGACGGGUACUUGAAUAGCAGUAGCGAAUCCGUGUGAACACUCUACAUAUCGAACGAUUUAAUUCAAAUGUCAAGUAUCCUACUCAAAACCUUUGUUGUUAUGCUAUCUUUGCUGACUCAGACAAUGGUUCAGGUCAAUUGGGAAACAUGGUCGCAAGAGCAGGACAAUUUUCUGUAUAUUGCUAUAGUGAAAUAUUUUGACCACUCUAAAAGUCACAUUCUAAUAAUAUCUUGGCCAAAUUUUAAAAUGGCUUCGAUCUAUAAAAAAUUGUAACGUCAUAUGUACUUGCACCAUCAGCACUAAACUUGAUAACAAUAUUUGUUCUAAUGAUAUCUCGGUCAUGUUAAAAAAUAUUUUCAGGUACAAAAAAAAACAGAAUACACAUUUAUUAUAUACUAGUAUACAUUUUACAAGCUGUUUCUUUUUCUUUAGUAACCCAGGCUAUCGGGUGAGCGGCCUAGAUGGUCAGGCCCUCUAUAUUUUAAUGUUAUGCAUGUAUCUGAAGUAUCAACUUUUUUGUGCACAGGUGAAGGGCGCGUGGCCAAGUCACUUUAACACUAUUAAAUAUGUCAUAUAACAACAUUUUUUAUCAUAUUGACCAAAAAAAAAAAAAAAUUCUGAUAUGUUAUAUAUGAACAAUUUGUCCUUUUGUUUGCGUUAUAACGUCGAAAUCGUUGUAAAUCGGGAAUUGUUUAUCGGCAAUUUCGAGUCAAGCUCCAUGUCGAUUAGACGCUCAAUACCGAUUACGGUUCCCGGUUUCAGGUUUUCGGUAACUCUGAGGCGCGGAACCAAAAAUUGUAUAAAUAGCGUAAGGUGAAGGACGGAUCAUCGUACACGAUUGAAAUAAACAUUCAAACAUAACGAUUAUAUUAGUGUUUGGUGUGGACAAAAAGACAAAUCUGUGUUGUAAGUUGAUUAACUCUAAUUUUUUAGUGUAUUAAUGCGUAUUAUGUUCGGUAGCUGUGGUAUUUCGAUAGUUUUAUUCUUGUAAAAUCGGCACUGAACUAUCGGUCAGAUCGACGCCGACCUAGCAUUUCUUCGAGUUCGAGAAGUAUUUUCUUGUAGUUUAUGUCGGCAAGUAGCCGUUUGUGGUCAUUUUUCGUCACGAGGCAACCUUUCCCAACAAAAUGGUACAUAGUUUACGAAAAUCGACCGCCAUUUAGGCAAUAAAUCGCAUAAAAUGUAGAUGAAGGUGAUUUUCCUGUGUCAAGAGAUACCUACCUUGUUCAUAUAUAACAUAUCAGAAAAAAAAUAUUUUUUUUUGGUCAAUAUGAUAAAAAAUGUUGUUUAAUGACAAAUAGUGUAAAAGUGACUUGGCCACGCGCCCUUCACCUGUGAUUUUGUGGACCUACUUUUUGUAAUAAAGCAUAUAUUAGAAUCUUAAA